Molecule: messenger RNA, 1659 nt
Organism: Malassezia globosa CBS 7966
Lineage: Eukaryota; Fungi; Basidiomycota; Malasseziomycetes; Malasseziales; Malasseziaceae
Exons: 2
Coding region: 1-1659 (552 amino acids)
Source: RefSeq, a predicted model, not a curated record
AUGACGGACACUCACUCGACCCUUACCCGGGCUACGACCGCGAGUCGUAAGUCCACUAUUGCUAGCCGCAAUGCUUCGUUGAUCAAGAAGAACACUGGUCCUCUGGAGCUGCGUCCUUCGGAUAUCCUGAUCGAGCGUUUCACUGGUUGGAAGAACAUUGUCAAGAUGCUCAUCUCGUAUUUCGAGGGCAUUGCCGACAUUGAAUACAAUACCGCCAAGGAGAUGAACAAGCUCGGUGGCGUUAUCCAGGUGCCUUUCCGUGAGGGCAACCAGUUCUUGGGCGAGGAUGGUCUUCAGGACAUCUUCUACAGCAUCCGUGAAAAGACUCGCACGAUCGCUGAUCACCACUCCAACCUGGCCAAGACUGUUGAGGGCUCUAUUGUGCAGCAUCUCGAGAAGCUGCGUGCUGAAAUCAAGGCUCAUGUGCGAAACGUGCAACAGGACACGGGCAAGUUGGCCAACACCGUUGCUCGCGAGCGUGAGAUCUCGACGAAGAUGAUCUCUGACCUUGCCCGUUCAAUUACUCUCCUCAAGAACACGCCAAUGAGCGUGAGCCCCCGUGAGGACCCAUUCACGGCGAACCAGGCUGUCUCGAUGCAGCUGCAGCGUCAGGUGAACGAGGAGAAUGCUUUGCAGAAGAGCAUCAUCAUCAUGCAGCAGAACUCGGCGCACUUCGAAGAAGCUAUUGUGCGCAGCAUCCAGAGCGCCUGGCAGACGUUCGACGAAUGGAGUGGCCGCAUGUCGGCGCAGGUUCAGGACACUUGGCUUGGUCUUGGUGUGCACAUGCGUAGCCUCGAGCCAAACGCGGAAUGGAUUGCGUUCGCGUCUCGCUCAGACCACCUCCUUGACCCCGACACGCCGCUUCGCAACCCCGAGACGAUCGAUUACCCAGGCAAGGAAGACCCAUCUGUCAUUCCCGUGCACCAGGGUAUGCUCGAGCGCAAGAAGCGUUUCACCAACGCCUACAAGGAAUCGUUCUACGUGCUCACACCGGCUGGUUACUUGCACGAGCAUGCGUCGUCCGACCCAGUGCGCCACCCCGUGCCCGAACUCUCACUGUUCUUGCCUGAGUGUACGCUGGGUGCGCCAUCGACUGCCGCUGCCUCGACACACAAGUUCCACAUUGAAGGUCGCACUGGUCAGCAGAGCAACAUGUUCGGCACGAACGUGGCCUACACGUUCCGUGCUCGCAGCCAUGACGAGAUGAUGGAAUGGUGGAACGACAUCAAGCAGCUCUCUAAGGUUUACCUCACCACGAGUGAGCAGAUGGAUCGCUCUGGUCCUGUGCCUGCCGCCGUGCGUGCCGCUGGCUACCGUGACGAGGAGGAAGAAGAGGAAGAAGAGGAGGAGGAAGAAGAGGAGGAAGAGGAUGACGAAGAGUACGACGAGGGCGAGUACAUCCAGACUGUCCCAGCCGCUAGUGUGCCCCAUCACCACUACGGCGCCGCGCCUCCGAUCCCCUCCACAGUCACAUCCGCCGCUCCUGUCACCGUGCUUGAUGAUAUGAGGCGCCGUGAACAGAUUCCUUCGUACUCUGCUCCAACGCGUGACUCGGGCAUCGAGAUUGGCUCGAACGGCUACGCCAUCGAAAAGAAGGCGCAGCCAUCUGAGCCUUUGGCUAGGGAGGGUGCCGAGGAAGUGGCUCAUAUUUCCUCGUAA